AUGGUUGAAAUCGCCGUCAUUGGGGCCGGAGCCGCAGGAUUACCCACCCUCAAGAAUCUCCUCGAAGAAGGCUUCAAGGCAACGGCUUUCGACCGGAAUACUGAAAUCGGCGGUAUUUGGAAUAUGCGCGAGGAUGAUCAACCCUCGGUCCUUGAAAGUGAGGAAACACCAUCCAUCAUGUUGUUUUGUUCCUCGGAUCCUCCUUCGCAGUUGGAAUUGGUGACUUAUAAAUCUUGGGCGGUUAAUAAUCUUAUUCUCACUUCAGGCACGAUUGCGAACAACUCCACCGAUUUCGGCUGCUAUACGGACUUUCCCUAUCCUAAUGAUUCCGCAACAUAUGCAUCUGCCCGCGAGGUCUCGCUCUACCUCCGUGCCUACGCCGACCACUUCGAUCUUUUCCCGCACAUUCGACUCGGAACUACAAUCCACCGCGCAAAGCUGACCACCAUGGAAGGAAUUGAGAAAUGGGAACUGGCGAUCACGCAAGACAGCUCGUCAAAGGAAGAGCUUCUCUACUUUGACAGGCUCGUUGUGGCGUCCGGCUCGUUCUCGACCCCUUCUCAACCAACGAUACCUGGCCUGGACCGAUUUGAGGGCCGACUCAUGCAUAGUGCGGCUUAUAAAAGACCUGCAGAUUUCAAUGGACUUAGGGUACUGGUUGUAGGGACAGGGAACACGGCAGCAGACGUGGUUGCAACCUUGAAAGGACAUGCAAGGCAGGUCUACUGGUCCCAUAGACGCGGGGCCUUGAUUCUCCCUCGGAAAAUAAAGCAGAUGCCACUCGACCAUACAUUGACGUACCGUUCUACCCGCUUAGGCGACGCGCUGGCCGCCUAUUUUCCUGACUUUGCUGAAAGAUUGAUGAUAAGGACAUUGGAGAAGCUUCAGAAUACAGUUUUUAAUAUUCCCUCCGAGUGGGAUCUGAAACCUGUUCCUUUGCUACGACACGCACUACCCAUUAUCACAGACGAUCUUGUCGUGGAGCUGGAGGCCGCCCGGGCGAUGAGUGUUCCUAAAAUUAAACGGGUGAUAGGAAAAGGAGCAGUUCAGCUCGAAGAUGACACCGUUCUGGAUGAGAUCGACGCGAUCGUGUUUUGUACGGGGUACCAUAAGACCGACUGGGCGCUUGUUGGCGACGAGCUGGACCCGACGCGCCACACAACGCCUCGAUGGGGUUCUGCAAAUUGCUCCACCAAUCACCAGCUUCCCCGCUUGUACCAGAACAUAUUCUCUCUCGAUCGACCACACUCACUUGCAUAUAUCGGCGUCUUUUCAGGCCUGAUCUCUGGCUUUACCAUGUCUGAUUUAGCAUCAAUGGCGCUUGCGCAGGUGUGGAAGGGUAACAGCGCUCUACCCUCUGCGGCUGAGAUGAACAACCACGUCAACAUGCAUCACAAUUGGCUCUAUGGUCAGCGUGGGCUCAUGAUACAGCCGGAACAGCUGUCAACACAAAACUAG
Messenger RNA from Penicillium brasilianum, 1458 nucleotides. The record is from the annotation of a GenBank genome assembly. NCBI's taxonomy places the organism in Eukaryota, Fungi, Ascomycota, Eurotiomycetes, Eurotiales, Aspergillaceae.